GGUUAUUAACUUUUUACCCACGUGGUGUGUUGCUCUGCAAAAAAUGGCUAAGGCAAAAGUCGUUGGAGGCUCUAAAGGAGUCAAGGGAAAAUCAAAAUUUAAGAAAGCGAGUGGUAGCAAGAAGCACCCAGGUGGAGGGAAGAAAAGUGUGAAAAAGAAUAUGACAAAAAGAGAUAAGAAAAAGAAAGAGCUACAGAAGAACAAGGAGCCUGUGACAUCUGGCAAAGAGAGGAACGAAAAGCGAAAGCUUCAAGACAAUGACAAGUUUUCUGUAGCAAAUAAAAAGUCAAAAAUGACGGCUGGUAAAACCAAUUUGACAAGGAAGGAACUUGAUAAGAAGAAACUCUCUGUCAGACGUCAGCGAAAACUGCCAGCAGAUUCACUUGAACGAAUCAACAAAGCAAAACAAAUAUGGGAGCAUGUUAGGAGGCACGACAUGAAAAAGGAGGAAAGGGAUAAAUCUAUUAAUGAUAUGAUGGGUCUGAUCAGUGGUAAUGUGUAUGAGUUAUCGUUGAAGCAUGAUACUGCUAGGAUUAUUCAGUGUAUUUUGAAAUUUGGAAGUCAAGAAAUGAGAAACAAAGUUUAUGAUAAAUUAAAAGGCCAUGUGGUUGAGCUAUCAAAAUUAAGAUAUGCAAAAUUUGUCAUCAAAGCUUUAUUCAGAUACAGCUCUCCAGUUCAGAGAAGUCAGUUAAUAAAAUGUUAUUAUAAUCACGUACAGUCUCUCGUGAGACACAAAGAAGCCGUUGAACUCGUAGAACUCGCUUACAAUGAUUACGCCAAUGCUUCCGAGAGAUCCCUGCUUGUACAAGAGUUCUAUGGUCCUCAAUUUGCUGUCUUUAAAGAUAAUGGUGGUCGGUCUCUGUCGGCCAUUCUUGCUGCUAAUCCUGAAGAGAAGACAAAACUGCUUGAGCACAUGAAGGCGGCUUUGACUCCAUUACUUGAUAAGAGUUUGGUGAGACAUAAUAUCAUUCAUCAGGCAUUUCUUGAAUUUAUAACACAUGCUGAUCCUUCAUCCAUUGCUGAUAUCAUGGAGUCACUGAGAGAGGUUGCUGUAGAGAUGUUACACACUCGAGAAGGAGCAAAGGUCAAUCUUCAAUGUGUCUGGAAAGGAACAGCUAAAGACAGGAAAGUUUUUGUGAAAUCAUUGAAGAGCUACAUUGUUAAGAUUUGCAAAGAAGAGCAUGGCCAUCUUGUUUUGCUUGGAAUAUUUGACUGUGUCGAUGAUACUGUUCUAGUAUCCAAGACAAUCUUAACUGAGAUCAUAGCUUCUCUUGAAGAGAUCUGUCAAGACAAACAUGGCCGUCGUGUUCUCCUCUAUCUCCUCAACCCUCGCUCCCCCCAACAUUUCUCCCACCAGUUCCUCCAAUUACUGACACCUGGCGAUAGCAAUCAACACAGUAAGAAGCCACAAGACAUCAGGUGGGCGGAGUUAAGAGCUGCUAUAUCUCCACCUCUCAUUAAAUUAAUUUCGGAGAAUGUGGUUGAGUGGGCGUGUGAAAAACCUCUUGCUCCACUUGUAAUAGAAACUGUGAGAUCAGCUGUUGGAGACGUGACGCCUAUAUAUACUACACUGAUCAACGAGGGAUUAACACGGCCACUUGAUACGGAUCAUGGGAUCAAUGAUUCUGAUCAAAUGAUCACUGAUUUGGUGGCUGAUUCAAAUCAGUGUCAUCUCAUUGGUGAUCCGUGUGGUCACUGGGUGUUAAAGAAAUUGAUUGCUAUUAAUAGAGAAGACUCUACUCCAUUAUUCAGUGACUUGAUAAUACAAUCAGUACCUUCAGAUUAUAUAAGUACUUGGGCUACCAUUAAUAGAGGCUGCUUUGUUCUAUCAAGUUUGUUGUCUGAAGCUAGCAAAGAGAAUCAGGAGAAGUUAAAGGAGUUGCUUCAAUCAUCAGUUAUUGAUCAACUAAGAACUAGCAAUACUGAAGGAGCUAGUGUAUUACUGAAAGAACUAUAAUCUUAGCAUAGAUAUAAAAUUAUGAAGAUAGGAUAUAGCCUAUCAAAAUUAUGACAAUGUUAUUCCACACCCAACCAAUGCAAGGUGUGGCUAUUAAACUGCAA
Messenger RNA from Amphimedon queenslandica, 2061 nucleotides. RefSeq names its product pumilio homolog 3-like. The record is from RefSeq and is a predicted model, not a curated record. The coding region runs from base 44 to 1957 and encodes 637 amino acids. Gene Ontology annotation, cellular component: nucleolus. The transcript has 15 exons. Lineage: Eukaryota; Metazoa; Porifera; Demospongiae; Haplosclerida; Niphatidae. Gene Ontology annotation, biological process: regulation of translation. Gene Ontology annotation, molecular function: mRNA binding.